Molecule: messenger RNA, 1380 nt
Organism: Alligator sinensis (Chinese alligator)
Lineage: Eukaryota; Metazoa; Chordata; Crocodylia; Alligatoridae
Gene: ONECUT1
Product: one cut homeobox 1
Exons: 2
Coding region: 1-1374 (457 amino acids)
Biological process (GO): regulation of transcription by RNA polymerase II
Cellular component (GO): nucleus
Molecular function (GO): RNA polymerase II cis-regulatory region sequence-specific DNA binding; DNA-binding transcription factor activity, RNA polymerase II-specific
Source: RefSeq, a predicted model, not a curated record
AUGAAUGCGCAGCUGACGAUGGAGAACAUUGGCGAUCUGCACGGGGUGAGCCAUGAGCCGGUGCCAACUACGGCCGAUCUGAUGAACAGCAGCCCCCAUCACAGGAGCUCGGUGGCCCAUCGCAGCAAUCACUUGCCAGCCCACCCUCGCUCCAUGGGCAUGGCUUCCAUCCUGGACGGUGGCGACUACCACCACCAUCACCGGCCCCCUGACCACGCGCUGACGGGACCCCUGCACCCCACCAUGACCAUGGCCUGCGAGACACCCCCCGGGAUGAGCAUGAGCAGCACCUACACCACGUUAACCCCUUUGCAACCUCUACCUCCCAUCUCGACCGUGUCGGACAAAUUCCCUCACCACCACCAUCACCACCACCAUCACCACCACCCCCACCAGCGGAUACCAGGGAACGUGAGUGGCAGCUUCACCCUCAUGAGGGACGAGCGGGGUCUGGCUUCUAUGAACAAUCUCUACACCCCCUACCAUAAGGAUGUUACCGGCAUGGGGCAGAGCCUCUCCCCUUUGUCUGGAUCGGGCCUGGGGGGCAUUCACAACUCCCAGCAGGGGCUGCCCCACUACGCUCACCCCAGUGCCACCAUGCCUGCCGAGAAAAUGCUCACCCCCAACGGCUUUGAAGCCCACCACCCUGCCAUGCUGGCCCGGCAUGGUGACCAACACCUUACCCCCACGUCCGCUGGCAUGGUGCCUAUCAAUGGGAUCCCACACCACCCCCAUGCCCACCUGAAUGCCCAGAGUCACGGGCAGAUUCUGGGCUCCAGCAGGGAACAAAACCCUUCCGUCACUGGUUCGCAGGUCAACAGUGGGAGUAAUUCAGGGCAAAUGGAAGAAAUCAAUACCAAAGAAGUAGCUCAGAGGAUCACCACCGAGCUCAAGCGGUACAGCAUCCCCCAGGCCAUCUUCGCCCAGAGGGUGCUGUGCCGCUCUCAAGGGACCCUCUCCGACUUGCUGAGGAACCCCAAGCCCUGGAGCAAGCUCAAAUCCGGCCGGGAGACCUUCCGCAGGAUGUGGAAGUGGCUGCAGGAGCCCGAGUUCCAGAGGAUGUCGGCGCUCAGGCUGGCAGCAUGCAAAAGGAAAGAACAAGAACAUGGGAAGGAUAGAGGGAAUACACCCAAAAAGCCUAGGUUGGUCUUCACGGAUGUCCAGCGUCGAACUCUACAUGCAAUAUUCAAGGAAAAUAAGCGUCCAUCCAAAGAAUUACAAAUCACCAUUUCCCAGCAGCUAGGGUUGGAGCUGAGCACCGUCAGCAACUUUUUCAUGAAUGCACGGAGGAGGAGUCUGGAUAAGUGGCAAGACGAGGGCAGCUCCAAUUCAGGCAACUCAUCAUCUUCAUCAAGCACUUGUACCAAAGCAUGAAGGAAU